AUGAACGCAAAGCACAGAUCACAUAGCUGUAGAGAUUCACGUGCCUCAGUUUACGCCUCCCGGAACUCUGCUCGCGAGUGUAACGAGAAUUUGCUUAUGAGGCCACAUACUAAUAGCCCUAACGAUUCAGUAGACGUAGUAUCGAAAAGUGCAACAAAACCACUAACGGGCUGCAUCGAAGCCCAGCAACAGUGUGAAACACGAAGCAAUUCAUCGACUCCAGACCGCGACGCAUCAACCACCGAUUCCGCCCGAAGCCGAUCUCUUAAUUCGAUAUCUUCGCGUAUGGCUACCAAUAGGUUAGGGGAAGGUGUCGAGAAUUUGAACCAUUUUCCCGAACCUAGUGACGUCGGUAGCAGCUUUGAUGUCCUGUUGCCAAACUGUAUUGUGCAACAGGAGCAAGCGUACGGUGAGGAUAUUAAAACGGAAAGGCAGAAUAUAUGCUCUAGGACGAUACAUUCCAGUCCGGUUGGAAAAGCUCGGUGCCGCCGGUACAGUCAGGAUUCGGGUGUUCCCGUCUACGAGCGGCUGUCCGUUGCGGGUUUCGCAAAAAAUGGCAUGCUCAGCGAUAGUUGCCAAAACGUUAAGAUGGCCUACCAACAUCACCAAGCGCUCAUGCGACAUAGUACGGACAAUUUGAGGUCUAUUAAUAACCACCAGGGUACCAUCACCGGAGAGCUCUAUCACAAACGCGAAGCCGUCGAAAUGGCAGCAGUUGGCGUUGGUACAGGAGUGAGCAAUGAACUGGCCAAUCACGGGAAGACAAAAUACUUCAUGCAUCGCAUGACGGCCCAAGACUUGGGAAGCGGUCUCGAACCAUCUUCCUCCCAGGACAGUACAGCCUCACCGAGUUCCACAAUUCUACCGAAGUCGGUAGACAUCGUGGUGGAAACGGAAACGACCCCCACGAACGGUUACACGGCAAUGGGAAAUGGGAACGUUUCGAGCGCAAGUCCUAAGGACACAAGCUUCAUUGAUAAAUUACCGCCGCUCGAAGACAUUAUGGAAAGCCCUAUGCUUAAAACGCCGGUCGAGAAAUGGCUCCAGACCGAGGAUCGGUUGUCCCGCGAAGAAGUCGUUCCUCCCUAUGGCCCCGAGGAGCCAAGCCGUAGUCCCGACCUUUACAGCAAUCUCUUCGGUCCGAAGAUAAGUGCCAGUGAAAACAUUCCUGGCACACCAAUGGAUACACCGGACAUCGUUUCCGAGUUCAACAAAAGCUUCAAUUCGAGCACAACGAGCAUCAUCAACGAGCGGCGACGAUCGUCCUCGAAAUUGCUUGGUCCUGCUGUUGACCGUGAUCCUGCCACGGCCGGAGGAACGCACAGUUCGCUCAACGACCAAUCGACGGGUGGUACUGCUCAGGGUGGCCAAAACUACGCGGUGGAUAAAAACAAUACCCUUGGGAAGGGAAGCCUGCGAAAUCUGCUCAAACUACGCAAGGCAUCCGACCAGUCCCAGGACACUAGGCGUUCUAGCCAACAGGAUAAAGAGGGACUGGAUCCAGAGUCGCUUAUGUUUCGCGAUGGACGUCGAAAGAUUGACAUGAUUCUCUGCUACGAAGAGGACGAUCAAGGUGUAAUGACCGAGCUGGAAGCGCUCAAACGUCACCAACGUAAACUGUUUCAGGAAAAUCUCAUUCGCGAGGGUCUAGAGUUUGAGGUAGAGGACAAAGCACAAGCCUUCGAUGGUAAAACGUUUUUUGUUAAAAUUCACAUUCCCUGGCGAACGGAGUCACGCUAUGCGGAAGUGAUGAAUUUGAAGCUGCCUGUAAAACGAUUCAUUACCAUCAGUGUUAAGGAAGAGGAAACUGCACUACGUCGACAGCAGAACAAAAUUUUAAGCUACUGGAACCGACUGAUGUCCAUGACCGAGUACAACCAUGGCCGUAUUGAGAAGGAACCAUCUUUCUACUCGGCUACAGCUAAUGGGAAUCCGGAGGAACAGUUUAUCGUGAAGGACCGCUGCACAUCCUACACGAGCGCCCAACGUAGCCUGAUCGUUAUGCAAAUCCUGAUGCGAACGCGUUUCGACGAAACGGAAAAGGUAAACAACGUGGGCAUCCGCCGGCUACUGAACGACGGUACCUAUCUCGCCUGUUUCCCACUGCAUGAGGGACGCUACGACAAGGAUCAUUCAUCCGGAGCUCUAUUUGAUCGUCGGCUACUGUAUCUGGAGUGGGCACGCCCGAUCAAAUGGUACAAGAAACAGCCCCUUUGCUUAGUGCGGAAAUAUUUUGGAGACAAAAUUGCACUAUACUUCUGCUGGCUGGGGUUCUACACCAAAAUGCUCUACGCACCAGCAAUAGUUGGGCUUUUCUGUUUCCUGUAUGGGCUGGCGUCUAUGGACUCGAGCGAUAACAUACCGACGAAAGAAAUCUGCGACGAGAAUGGGCCUGGAAAAACGAUAUUGUGCCCGUUGUGUGAUCGGGCCUGUAGCUAUCAACAGCUCCAUGAGUCGUGUUUCUUUGCCCAACUCACUUAUCUGUUUGACAAUCCGUCCACCGUGUUCUUUGCGAUCUUCAUGUCCUUUUGGGCGACCACCUUUCUGGAGCUGUGGAAACGAAAGCAAUCGGUCUUGGUGUGGGAAUGGGACCUGCAGAACAUCGAAAACGAAGAAGACAUGCGACCGGAGUUCGAAACGACCGUUAAAACCUUUCGCAUCAAUCCGGUCACCCGUGAGAAGGAACCUUACAUGCCAACGUGGACCAGAGCGGUACGUUUCGUAGCGACAUCUAGUGCUGUCUUGUUCAUGAUUUCUGUCGUCCUUGGUGCUGUUCUGGGAACAAUCAUCUACAGAAUUUCACUCGUUUCGGUCAUCUACAGCGGAGGAGGAUCGUUUUUCCGUACACAUGCCAAACUAUUUACUACCAUGACUGCGGCUCUUAUCAAUCUUAUCAUCAUCAUGCUGCUCACUCGGAUUUAUCACAAGCUGGCCCUCUAUCUAACAAACAUGGAAAAUCCUCGCACCCAGACAGAAUACGAAGAUUCAUACACGGUGAAAAUAUUCGUAUUUGAGUUUAUGAACUUUUACAGCUCGCUCAUCUAUAUAGCGUUCUUCAAGGGCCGUUUCUACGACUAUCCCGGCGAUGAUGUGGCAAGGAAGAGUGAAUUCCUUCGUCUGAAAGGCGAUAUAUGCGAUCCAGCUGGAUGUCUCAGUGAACUUUGUAUUCAACUUGCCAUCAUCAUGGUGGGCAAGCAGUGUUGGAACAACUUCAUGGAAUAUUUUUUCCCUGCCUUUUACAAUUGGUGGCGUCAGCGGAAACACAAACAGCUUACGAAGGACGAAACACAUUUGCAUAUGGCAUGGGAGCAAGACUAUCAUUUGCAGGACCCUGGAAAGUUGGCGUUGUUUGACGAGUAUUUAGAAAUGAUCGUUCAAUACGGAUUUGUAACGCUGUUUGUAGCUGCAUUUCCGUUGGCACCUUUAUUUGCACUGCUAAACAAUAUUGCAGAAAUUAGGCUAGACGCAUAUAAAAUGGUAACGCAAUCUCGAAGACCACUAGCCGAACGCGUUGAAGACAUUGGUGCUUGGUAUGGUAUACUGAAAAUAAUAACCUAUACCGCUGUUGUGUCAAACGCCUUCGUUAUUGCUUACACUAGUGACUUUAUUCCGCGCAUGGUUUAUAAGUACGUUUACUCACCACAAUUCUCAUUGCACGGAUACAUUGAGCACUCACUUUCGACUUUCAACACCUCUGACUACAAAGAAGAAUGGGGCACUAAGACGGAAUCGGAUCCGGACACCUGCCAGUAUCGGGGGUACCGCAACGGACCGGACGCUGAUGAGCAGUACGGCUUAAGUCCACACUAUUGGCAUGUGUUUGCGGCGCGUUUGGCGUUUGUCGUUAUAUUUGAGCACAUUGUGUUCGUGUUGACCGGUAUCAUGCAAUUCAUCAUACCCGAUAUUCCGAUCGAAGUUAAAACGCAGAUGCAACGCGAACAGCUUCUAGCGAAGGAAGCCAAAUAUCAGCACGGGUUGAAGAAAUCGCGAGAAACGGACUAUGAAGAAAUUCUGCACACUCUCCGCGAACAGAGCAACAACAGCAGGCAAGGAAUGCGCGGCAGCUGGGCACGUCGUCUAAGUAGGCUUAGCGAUGGACUCGAUGCGCAUGUAGAAGUUCCUAACCGACCAAGGCACUCUUUAGAAUCCACUGUUUGGGAGGUUACCUAGCAUUAGCUACUGGUGCUGAAAAUUUCAAGGAUGCACACUGACGC
Messenger RNA from Anopheles maculipalpis, 4214 nucleotides. RefSeq names its product anoctamin-5. Lineage: Eukaryota; Metazoa; Arthropoda; Insecta; Diptera; Culicidae. The transcript has 12 exons. The record is from RefSeq and is a predicted model, not a curated record. Gene Ontology annotation, cellular component: plasma membrane. Gene Ontology annotation, molecular function: chloride channel activity; protein dimerization activity. Gene Ontology annotation, biological process: chloride transmembrane transport. The coding region runs from base 1 to 4170 and encodes 1389 amino acids.